This is a messenger RNA of Polypterus senegalus (gray bichir), 621 nucleotides long. It is a transcript of the gene snorc, whose product is annotated as secondary ossification center associated regulator of chondrocyte maturation. The coding region runs from base 33 to 407 and encodes 124 amino acids. Lineage: Eukaryota; Metazoa; Chordata; Cladistia; Polypteriformes; Polypteridae. The transcript has 3 exons. Gene Ontology annotation, biological process: cartilage development. The record is from RefSeq and is a predicted model, not a curated record.
CAAGGUUCCAGGACAGACAUUCCUGUGGCAGGAUGGCAGUAAGAAGCAGCCAGAAGCUCUCCCUUGUCUAUGCUUUGCUCUUUCUAUGGAUGGCGACUGUGCAAACAGCGGCUCCAGCAGACCCAAUCCCUACACCUGAAAAUGUCAAUAUUGAAACUGAAUCAGGUGCAGGAUCCCUUGAUGUUACCACCAAGGGCGCUUCACAUGGUUUGACAGAAUACCCCAUUACCACUGAGUAUGAGUACGAGGACAUCACUUAUUCUCAGCCUGUGGACCGAGAGGAUGGUAAGACUCAAGGUUCACUUGGACCUGGUGCCAUUGCCGCCAUUGUGCUUGCAGUGAUAUUGGGAGCUUCUGUCCUAAUCGCCCUUGUUAUCAUCACACUGAAGAAAUUCACAACGUCUUAAGUGUUUGCCAAAAUUCAUAAAGACUAAAAUUAAAUUGUUUUGUGUCACUUUGAGAAAACAUUAAUUUGGCCUGAGCCUCAUGGAAUCAACAUUCCCUAAUGACAGCGUGCAAAUACAGACUCUUGGAAUUUGGCAAUCUAGGCCCUCGGGUGCCAACAUAGGCCAUUUUUAAGUGAGUUAGACAAAAGAUACUGUUAUCAAAUAAAUAUUCUUC